Drosophila virilis is the source of this 1031-nucleotide messenger RNA. Lineage: Eukaryota; Metazoa; Arthropoda; Insecta; Diptera; Drosophilidae. The record is from RefSeq and is a predicted model, not a curated record.
UGCAUUUGUGAAUUCCCCUGAGUCACGUUAAUAGCGAUCCGUGGAAAAGUCAAGUAUAGAAAUAUGUCUUCAGAGGACCAAGGCAGUUAUACAAAAUCGGUUGGCCAACGAAUUUGUUACACAUGGACACUCAAACUGAAUGCAUUAACUGACCUAAGGUCUAAACGUGUUUCAAGGCACUUUCCAGAUUAUAUGGAAAAUAUUACCCAGUUUUAUUUAGAAGCCUUUUGGGAGGGAGAUUACCAUUAUGGAAAUAUCAUUAAUAUAUUAAAUCGUGAGAAAAAAAAAUCCGAACUUCUUAAAUUAUCUGAUGAUUGGAAAAUUAAUAUGGGAAAUAUGCCUCCGAAUUGCUAUUUGGUUAAUAACACACUUACAAUAAUCUGUGAGAUCUUUGUGAUGAGCCCCGUAGACAAGAUUAUGCCAAUCGAAGUUCCCAAAUGCAAAUUACUCGAAGAUUUGGCUGCGUUGUUCGAUACAAAGAAAAACUCAGAUGUAACAAUGUGACAAAGGACCAACAAGAGAUACCAGCCCACAAGGCCAUCCUAACAGCACGCAGCGAAGUCUUUGCGGCCAUGUUUAAGCAUCCAAUGGAGGAGAAUCGCUGGAAUUGUGUUACGAUAAACGACUUCGAUCACGACGUUCUCAUGGAAAUGCUGCGUUUCAUGUACACGGGAGAGGCACCCAACUUGGCAGACAUGGUUGAGAAUCUGCUGGCAGCUGCUGAGAAGUACGGGCUGGACAGACUAAAGGCAAUGUGCUUGAAAUACUUAAGCGAUAAGCUGUCCAUUGAAACAGCUGCCAUCACGUUAAAGUUAGCCGAUCUUUAUAAUGUGAAAGAUCUUCAACUCAAUUCAGUUCAGUUUAUUAGAAAUCAUGCAGCAAGUGUAGCUAAUACGGCCAACUGGCAGAAUUUGAUUACAACAGAUAAAUAUUUAAUAUUAAAUGCAUUUUGUGAGCCAAAAAUUUUGUUGCAAUUAAAUGACGAAUCCAAAAAUGAGACUUAAAUGUUAUCACAUGAAUUAAUUUACAAA